Messenger RNA from Octopus bimaculoides (California two-spot octopus), 1540 nucleotides. Its product is annotated as vacuolar protein sorting-associated protein 28 homolog. The record is from RefSeq and is a predicted model, not a curated record. Lineage: Eukaryota; Metazoa; Mollusca; Cephalopoda; Octopoda; Octopodidae. Gene Ontology annotation, cellular component: ESCRT I complex. Gene Ontology annotation, biological process: protein transport to vacuole involved in ubiquitin-dependent protein catabolic process via the multivesicular body sorting pathway. Gene Ontology annotation, molecular function: protein-containing complex binding.
GAUAUCAAAGCCAUCCAGAUUUAUCGUUCUUCCUCCAAUUCUUGUCCAGACUGUUUCUUCUCCCAUCCAAACUGUGUUCGUUCGUCUUGUCUUCCUCCUGCUAGUUUGUGGAGGAGACAAUGUUUGCCCAGAUACCACAAAACUCCCAUGGAGCAGCAUCUGCCACUAAUCCUGACCUUUAUGAGGAGGUGAAACUACACCGCACUGCCCGUGAAAGAGAAAAAUAUGACAACAUGGCUGACCUUUAUGCUGUAAUUAACACAUUACAGAGUUUAGAGAAAGCAUAUAUCAAAGAUGCUGUCCUACCAAAAGAAUAUACAGCAGCCUGUUCCAAACUGUUAGUCCAAUACAAGGCAGCAUUCAAACAAGUACAAUGUAAUGCCUUUCCCACUGUUGAAGACUUUAUGAAAAAAUACCGUCUUGACUGCCCUGCUGCCUUGGAACGGAUAAAAGAGGAUCGCCCAAUUACCAUCAAAGAUGAUAAAGGAAACACAAGCAAAUGUAUUGCUGAUAUUGUAUCACUUUUUAUUACAGUUAUGGAUAAACUAAGAUUGGAAAUCCGUGCUAUGGAUGAGAUUCAACCAGACCUUCGUGAAUUAAUGGAGACUAUGACGCGUCUAAGUUUAUUACCUCAAGACUUUGAAGGAAAAGAAAAAGUAUCAAAAUGGUUGACAACACUCAGUGCAAUGCAUGCAUCAGAGGAACUCAACGAUAACCAAGUGCGGCAAAUGUUGUUUGAUCUGGAGAGUGCAUACAAUGAUUUCAACCGUAUGCUGCACGAUAACAUCUAAUGUAAAAGAAAAAAAUAUAUAUAUAUAUUCAUACCUAUUAUAAUGGAGCACAAUGGAGCCAGUUUCUAAGUAUAAAUCUAUUCUGUUAACAAAACAAGCAAAACCUAAUAUUUUUAAACAAUAUUGACAAUAGUAAAGUAAAUCUUGCAUAGAAACAUUUAGCAAUCAUUUCAUAAUUCUUUUUUUUUAAUGCUUAUUUAUCUGGGCAUCCUUCCAAAAACUUAUUUAAUAUAAUAUGUACACCAUCUCAUGGAAGAGCACCUCAGAUAAAAGGUCUUUCUAAUCCUUCUCUGAUCUUUAGAAAAACAUGAUCUACUCAAUCAUAUGUACAUCCAUAAAAAAAUAAUUCAAUUCUAAUUGUUUUCUGUUAAACAAUAAGUAUAAUCCAAACAAAUUAGCAAUUAGAUUUCUCUCUUGUGAUACCAUUUAUAGAUCUGGUUGAAACUUGGUUAUUUCUCUUGUAAUCAAACCAUUUUGUUCAUAAUCUUCUUUUUGACUUUAACUGUUGAGGACACAUAAGCAUUAUGUGUAUAUGCUUGACAGUUUUAUAUACAAAAUAGCGAAAAUCUUGGUUCUUAUAUAUAAUAUAUAUAUACUGUCCUUAAAAUUGUGAAACAAAAUCUUUGCAAUUUGUCUACUGUCUCUUGCAGUCGAAAGAAUGUUUUCUAUUGGGUUGCACACAAUGUCAUAUUCUAAAUUAAACUUGUACAUUUUACUGUUAAAUAAAAAAAACUAAUCCACAUUUUCAA